GCAGACCGCGCCACUUUACAACACUAAAUCAUUACUUUCAUAUUUUUGACUUGACUUCCCCGACUUAUUUCGGUUUCCAAUCCCAAUCCUCCUAGUUAUGUUGUUCCUAAAGGACAAGCUCUCCAAACUGCAUUUGGCAGAGCACACGGUGAUCAUACCGAGCAUCUGCGUGGGAAAUGCGGCGCAGCUGGCUUGCGACCUGUUGAUCGCCUCAAAGCAACUCCGCCGGAUAGGGUCCCUGACCCAUCCGGCCCUGAUUCCAGUGUACGGACCCUCUGCCUACCAGCACGAGCCCAACGAGAAGGUCUCUUCCUGCGAGCUGUACGAGGGCUCUGAGGACAAACUUCUGGUGGUCCAGUUUCGAGCUCCAUGGGUCGCCCGCCACACAGCCAGUUUCCAGAGGGAACUGGUGGAGCUGCUCAAGGGCGCCCGCCGUGUGGUCAUUCUAAGUGGCAGCUUCGGCUUCGAGAAACGUGUGAUUGAGGAGUCGCCGUGGGCUUACCGCGCCAGCGACAACUUUAAGGAGGCUCAUGCCGCCCAACUGGGAAACCAGGAGCUGAUCAAGUGGAAGGAACACAAGGGUGAGGCCAUCUAUGGCGGCGGCAAUGCGCUCCAGCUCUUUAAGUCUUUUGACGAGCAGAAGGUGCCCGUAAUGCUGCUCUUCCGAUAUCUGCUCGAGGGCGACAACUCCACGGACGCUUCUCUGAUUGUCAGAGAAUUGAACGAGCUUUGCGAGGAUUUCCUCCAGCUGCGCAAUGGCGGCGACGGUAGUUUUAAGCUCACGGUGCCCAAGUCCUGGAACCUGCUUUUCGGCAACGAUGUAACGGAACUACUGUUUUAAGCGUCUAUAUAUAUUUCAUGAUGGUUUCAAAUAAAUGUUAAUCUUUUGGUGUAGGAUAAAAGAGA
Molecule: messenger RNA, 906 nt
Organism: Drosophila elegans
Lineage: Eukaryota; Metazoa; Arthropoda; Insecta; Diptera; Drosophilidae
Product: proteasome assembly chaperone 2
Exons: 1
Coding region: 98-841 (247 amino acids)
Biological process (GO): proteasome assembly
Cellular component (GO): nucleus; cytosol
Source: RefSeq, a predicted model, not a curated record